AUGAAUCAUUGAAAUCCGUUUUAUGUCGCUUAUAACCUUCCAUUUCUCCUUUUAAGCUUUUUAGGAGUAAUGUCAUAGAUAAGAAAAGUUUAGGGAAUUAACACAAAGGCUUUAGAUGUAAAUGGAUUUUUAUCAUAAUCUGUAUUGUAUAGAUACAUGCAUAUAUGAGAUACUAUAUUGGUUUGCAUAGGAACAGUAAUGAAAUAAGAUAACAGUGGAAUGUUUGUACAGUUGUCUUAAUGAUGUCGAAUAUUUUGUGCAUACAUAAAUUAAACAAGAAACCAAAAAGGGUACUACAAUUUUCGGAUGGUAUAAUGGAGGAAUAUUCGUCGGAAGAUGAAGUUGACAUACCAGAAAGUAGUAAAACCAUGUCACAGAUAAAUACUAAAAAUAUGAAUUGGUUACCAUGGGCAUGGCAUCAAACCACAUGGAUUAGUUCAAAAAUGUUAAAUGGUUGCGAUUAUGUCGGCGAAUGUCUGGCCAACUUCUUUGGCAUAACAGCACCCAAAUAUCAAUUUGAGAUCAAUGAAUUUUAUAGAUUACAAGCACUUGAAAGAGAAAUUUUUAAUAAGCAGGACUUAGAGAUGGGUGGAUGGAACGAUAAAAAGAGAAAUAAUCUUAGAAGUAAUGAUAUUAUAUUGUCAAAUGAACAUAAUUAAUGAUGUUGUGUAUAGAUUUUAUAUCAAAAAAAUUAUUUUGUUAAGGACUUAAAAUAAAAUAUGUAUCAUAAAUUCCCUGUUUAGAAGCAUCAAAAUAUUGUUGUACAAUCUUUAUUAUUAAAGAAAGAAAAAAAGAGAUGGAAAAAAUAUGGAAUUUGUUGCUCCAUAUAUUCAAGAUUUACUAGCAAAUUUGCAAAUGGAAAUAACAUGCUUGAAUAAAUUUACCUGCCAUCUUUUUAUACAAUAUUGAAGCAAUUUUUAAUUAAUGUAAAGUAACAGUUAUACGAAAAAA
Messenger RNA from Formica exsecta, 951 nucleotides. Its product is annotated as protein FAM177A1-like. The coding region runs from base 240 to 659 and encodes 139 amino acids. The record is from RefSeq and is a predicted model, not a curated record. NCBI's taxonomy places the organism in Eukaryota, Metazoa, Arthropoda, Insecta, Hymenoptera, Formicidae. The transcript has 3 exons.